CUCACUCCGCCAUGACAGAGAGAGAGAGAGAGAGAGAGAGAUAGACAGAGAGAGAGAGAGAGACAGAGAGAGAAACAGAAAGUAUACUACAAAGAAACGAAUACCUUUUCGCUCCGAUUUAUGGAUCCUGGACAUUCGAAUCUGUAUCGAUGAAGGGUUGAGUCUUAAUAUUUGAAAAAAAAAAUCACGUAAACACACCCCCACCUCUGAACACAUCAGAAGUUUGAUGUCUCCCUCGUUUUGGGAUUUAAAAAACAUCUCCAGCCGGAUCUCAAUGAGGGUGACUUCAGCUCAAGAAAAGGGUUAGGGAAACUGCAGAGAAAACCCUAACCCUAACCCUAACCCUAACCAACUUGCCGUUCAACAUGAAUCUGAGAAGUAAACAUUUGGAGGCUGCACCUUUGUUGAUACUUUUGGUCAAAGUCUUUGGUGUGACUACACUGACUUGUCAUCCAACUGAGUAUCAGAUAGGGAAUGAAUGCUGUCUUCUUUGUCCCUCUGGAAAUCGUGUUAAAACACACUGCACAGAGUUCAGGAGCGCUUCCUGUUUGCCCUGUGUGAAUGACACCUUCAUGAAUCAUCCCACUGGACUUAAAAAGUGUUUCCCCUGCACGACCUGUGGUCCAGAUUCUGGUCUGAAGACAAACACUUCAUGCACAGCAUCAACGGAUUCAGUUUGUGAACCUCUGGAAGGAUUCUACUGUAUAGACCGCAUAGGGAACAACUGUGCAGCAGCACAGAAACACAAACAAUGUCAACCAGGGCAGUACAUCAAACACAGAGGAACACCCCUCACAGACUCUCAGUGCUCUGAAUGCAGUGAUGGAACAUUUUGUGAUGGGACGCAUACGUCUUGUCGACCACACACACAAUGUGAAUCACAAAACCUUCAGCUGAUGAAACCAGGAACAGCUUCAACUGACGCUGAAUGUGGAAAUGACAGUUUGAAAAAGGCAGCAACUGCAAUCAUCGUUGUAGUGGUUGUUGUGGGUCUUUUGGUGGUUGGUUCAAUAGUCACCUAUUUUUUGUGGAAAAGACAUCUUGCAGGUACGAUGUGUGUGUGGUGGAAGAAAACGUUCUCAUGGAUGAUAAGACCUCCGUCAAGUCAUGAUGUCGUUGGUUAAGAGCUUUUUCCUUUGUUUUGUUUCUUUUACAGGAAAAAGAUCAGAUGCGCCCCUUUAACCAAGGGUACGUUUGUUACUCUGUUUUUCACAGUGUAUGUUCUGACUAUGUACAGUGCCUUGCAUAAGUAUUCACCCCCUUUGGACUUUUCUACAUUUUGUCAUGGUAUAACCACAGAUUAAAAUUUAUUUCAUCGUGAGUUUAUGUAAUGGACCAACACAAAAUAGUGCAUCAUUUGGAAGUGGGGGGAAAUAUUACAUGGAUUUCACAAUUAUUUACAAAUAAAAAUCUGAAAAGUGUUGAGUGCAUAUGUAUUCACCCCCUUUACUGUGAAACCCCUAACAAAGAUCUGGUGCGACCAAUUGCAUUCACAAGUCACAUUUGCAAGUCACAUAAUUAGUAAAUAGGGUCCACCUGUCUGCAAUUUAAUCUCAGUAUAAAUACACCUGUUCUGUGACGGACUCAGAGUUUGUUGGAGAUCAUUACUGAACAAACAGCAUCAUGAAGACCAAGGAGCUCACCAAACAGGUCAGGGAUAAAGUUGUGGAGAAAUAUGAAGCAGGGUUAGGUUAUAAAAAAAUAUCCAGAGCUUUGAACAUCUCUCUGAGCACCAUAAAAUCCAUCAUAAGAAAAUGGAAAGAAUAUGGCACAACCGCAAACCUACCAAGAGGAGGCCGUCCACCCAAACUGAAGAGUCGGACAAGGAGAAAAUUAAUCAGAGAAGCAACCAGGAGGCCCAUGGUUACUCUGGAGGAGUUGCAGAGAUCCACAGCUGAGGUGGGGAAUCUGUCCACAGGACAACUAUUAGUCGUCUACUCCACAAAUCUGGCCUUUAUGGAAGAGUGGCAAGAAGAAAGCCAUUGUUGAAAGGGAUCCAUAAAAAAUCCCGUUUGGAGUUUGCCAGAAGCCAUGUGGGAGACACAGCAAACAUGUGGAAGAAGGUGCUCUGGUCAGAUGAGACCAAAAUUGAACUUUUUGGCCUCAAUGCAAAACGCUAUGUGUGGCGAAAACCCAACACUGCCCAUCACCCUGAGCACACCAUCCCAACAGUGAAACAUGGUGGUGGUAGCAUCAUGCUGUGAGGAUGCUUCUCUUCAGCAGGUACAGGGAAACUGGUCAGAAUAGAGGGAAAGAUGGAUGGAGCCAAAUACAGGGAAAUCCUUGAAGAAAAUCUGAUGCAGUCUGCAAAAGACUUGAGACUGGGGCGGAGGUUCAUCUUCCAGCAGGACAAUGACCCUAAACAUACAGCCAGAGCUACAAAGGAAUGGUUUGGAUUAAAGAAUGUUAAUGUCUUAAAAUGGCCCAGUCAAAGCCCAGACCUCAAUCCAAUAGAGAAUCUUGGCAAGACUUGAAGAUUGCGGUUCACAGACAGUUUCCUUCCAAUCUGACUGAGCUUCAUCUUUUUUGCCAAGAAGAAUGGACAAACCUUUCCAUCUCUAGAUGUGCAAAGCUGGUAGAGACAUACCCCAAAAGACUUGCAGCUGUAAUUGCAGCGAAAGGGGGUUCUACCAAGUAUUGACACAGGGGGGUGAAUACUUAUGCACCCAACAGAUGUCAACUUUUUUGUUGUCAUUAUUGUUUGUGUCACAAUAAAAUUUAUUUUGUACCUCCAAA
Molecule: messenger RNA, 2736 nt
Organism: Pleuronectes platessa (European plaice)
Lineage: Eukaryota; Metazoa; Chordata; Actinopteri; Pleuronectiformes; Pleuronectidae
Product: tumor necrosis factor receptor superfamily member 14
Exons: 8
Coding region: 366-1124 (252 amino acids)
Biological process (GO): positive regulation of T cell migration; defense response to Gram-positive bacterium; defense response to Gram-negative bacterium
Cellular component (GO): external side of plasma membrane
Molecular function (GO): protein binding
Source: RefSeq, a predicted model, not a curated record